AUGACGAGAUUCCGGGCGUCGAUGGAGCUGGCAAUUGUCCAAGUCCAAGAUCACUCCGAGGUGCGAAUCGAAGAAACCGAGGGGUGCAUUCGCGAGAUGCACGAGGCCACCCAGCAAAAUGCACACGACUUUGAGUUGCUUCAAGCUAGACUGAACGGCCUGGAACGUUCGGUUGACAUGCGGUUUGCGGAGACUGGUGGCAAAGUAGACCAGCUCUGCGAGGUGAUGGAGGAGCAUGCUUCUGAUAUCGAGGAUCUGAAAGUCAAAAUGCAAGAAGCUUUCAAUUCACUCCAGAAGCUUGACCUCAGCAACAUGAAGGAAGAGAUGGAUGCAGCACUGCGGAGAAUGGAGCGGAGGCUCUUUGAUGAGAUGCAGGAAUUGUCUGCCGAGCUCCGAGAGAAGCAGGAGCAGACCCGCCAGGAGUUGGACAAGGUCGUUUCAAGGUUCCGCACGCAGUUGAACGAUCUCGUGGAAUCAGCCCUGGAAAACAUGCGCCACAGCCUGGGGCAGAAGGUUCUCAUGCUGGAUACCAAUGAUGAAAUGGUGGCAGCCGGCACAACAAAGCACUGCAUCUCAUGCUUUAAAGAUCGAUCCCAAUCUCCUGGCCGUGGUACGAUAGGAACCGAUGGGCAUGUGUACCAUCAUGCACAGGAGGCCAAAGAGGGUGAAGAUGCUGAGCCGCAGGAAAGGCCAACAUCGGCAAAGAGGUACGGCAUUGGCACUGCUGUUGCAGCACGCGAGUACUCCACCCGACUUGGGAGGCCGUGUCAACCACGUCCAGUAUCCAGCAGAGGGCGCCAUCCGGAGCGGUACGAUGUAAUGCUGGAGAAUUACUCCCGCAUGCUUGCGCGGGGCACCGAUAAGAGCAUCGGCAAGCUCGUCGGCAUUCUGCAGUGA
This is a messenger RNA of Symbiodinium sp. CCMP2456, 897 nucleotides long. Lineage: Eukaryota; Dinophyceae; Suessiales; Symbiodiniaceae. The record is from the annotation of a GenBank genome assembly.